UUGUGACUCAGAGGUGCAGCUGCCAACUGCAUCUGCACAGCCAAGGCCAUCUGGGUCCUGUUCGAUGAAAACAGUUCAUUUCCCUGCAAAGCAAUGUGAUAUCUCCCCAGUGCACGAGUCGUCUUGGCUCCCAUCCCACAACAACACAGGGUGAGGGCUCGGACACGAUCUGUCUUUUCCCUUAGCUCUGGACGCCAACAUCCGUAUGGAAGAGAGCAGACACCAUCAAGGGAGCAGAACAUGGCAAGCAGUGGAUACCUGUAUAGCCUGCUGGCUGAAGAUGGAGCCUGGCAGGUGUUUGUAUCCAAGGCCAUGCUGUCCAGGGAGAAGGCAGUGGCCCUCCACAAAGCUCUGAAGGAUCUGACAGUGCUCUUGGCCAUAGCAGACAGUGGCAGACUUCAAAAAGGCCUGAAAGGCAGGCAGAAAUUUUUGAAAGUAUUUCCUCGCUUGAAAGCAGAGCUGGCGGACCACAUCAGCCAGCUCCACGCCCUGGCUGACCACUUUGAGAAACUACACAAGAGCUGCGCCAUCUCCAACGUGGUGGCUGACUCCUUCAGUGCUGCCUCUAACGUCCUGGACCUCCUUGGUCUCUUUCUGGCCCCUGUGACAGCAGAGGGGAGUCUGGUGCUCUCAGCAACUGGUUUGGGGCUGGGGGUAGCAGCUACUGUGACUAAUGUUGCUACUUCAAUCAUGGAGGAAAGAAGCAGGGUUUUGGAUGAAGUUGAAGCUGCUCCAACUGGCAUGCUGGGGGAGGCUGACACAAGUGUGACUAGGGUUUCCAGCAAGGUCUCUUGGGCUGCCAGAGAUAUCACCAGAGACCUGGAAGCCCUUGAGCAGCACAUGAAUGCCCUCAGGCUGGUUAGAGCCAACCCUCACUUAGAAGAAGAUGCCAAGAUCCUCGCCGCCAUGGGAAGCAUCUCUGCCCAACGGGCUACGCAGGUGCGGGCUAGUCUGAAAGGAACCCCUCUGGCAAUGAGCCAUGAAGCCCGGAUCCAACGUGCCACUGCCGCAGGUGCUGCCCUCUGGCGUGACGUGGGCAGCCUUGUGAAAGAGUCAAAGCAUUUGUCUGCGUCAGAAGCACUGAGGAAGCUGGCUCGAGAGCUAGAGGAGAAGCUGGAGGGGCUCACUGAAUUCUACAAGACGAUCUGAUCAGGCCCCAGUCGGUCACCCCAUCCCCAAGACAUGCAGAGGUCAGGGGAGAGGACCUGGACAGAGGCAAGGAUAACAGAGAGCAAGACUGCAGUCAGGUCCGAGGGAGAGAGCGUGCAGGCCCGCUGCUGAACACAGCACAGUCAGGUGAGACCCACCGAUGCCUGAGACAAUUGACCGGAGGAUGUGCUGCAAGAGGGAAUGGGAAGAUUGAACUCUGAACUAAACACAGAAGAAGCCAGUUAAAAGAAAGACUAGCACGCCCUCCCUGUCUGAGCUACUGCAAACAAGACCCCACAAAAUGCAAACCAGAGAGAUAGGUGUGUACUCUGUAAACAUGUCAUGAGCCCCAGCCCUGUGCUUUAGAGCCUGUGCUUUUCCCCAGCUCCCCAGCCCACGCCCAUCCUCAGGCAUGUCAUUAUCCCCUAAAUAAACCAUUUCUAUUGU
Messenger RNA from Mus pahari (shrew mouse), 1596 nucleotides. Its product is annotated as apolipoprotein L3-like. Gene Ontology annotation, molecular function: lipid binding. The coding region runs from base 241 to 1149 and encodes 302 amino acids. The record is from RefSeq and is a predicted model, not a curated record. Lineage: Eukaryota; Metazoa; Chordata; Mammalia; Rodentia; Muridae. Gene Ontology annotation, biological process: lipid transport; lipoprotein metabolic process. The transcript has 4 exons. Gene Ontology annotation, cellular component: membrane; extracellular region.